AUGCCACUACCGCCAUGGCCACCAUCAUUAUCUCAAGCGCAGCUAGACGAACUCCUACUUCAAGCAACGACGUAUGCACUCGCACACGGCUUACUCUAUCUCCCCCCGAACUCGUCUAAUCUGCCACCUCCAGCUAUCCCAGCAAGCGCAAUCCACGCUCCAUUCGCCCUCUUCCCGACACCUUUUCCUCGACACUUGUUCGAGCAUGCGAUGAAGCUUCAGAGGAUCUACAACGUCCUUUACACACGCGUCGCAUCCGACGAGGCCUUUCUCGACCAAAUCCUAUCAGCAGAGACAGGGGUAGGCAAGGUAGACGAAUUUGUCGGAAACCUUUGGCGGAUAUGGAAAGAUGUGCGCACAGAGGGUCUUGUUCAGCCGCUUCAGUUGGGAAUAUUCCGCUCAGACUAUCUCCUACAUGGUGAAGAGGGUCAGGAUAUGACCAUUAAGCAAGUGGAGUUUAACACAAUCUCCGCGUCCUUUGGUGCUCUAUCGCAAGCUGUUGACGGGUUACAUCGAUAUCUACUCGCCUCGACGGGAUACUUUAGCUGCUCGCAUAUCCUCAAGGCGUCCAAUCUCCCUGUAAAUGAUACCCUCACUCAGUUGGUCAAGGGUCUCGUCAUGGCGCACGAAGCAUACCUCCAAUCUACCGCUUCUUCCUCGGCUCCGACGCCGCCGCCAAACGUGCGAGCUCCAAGGAUACUCUUCGUCGUACAGCCCAAUGAGCGCAACGUAUUCGACCAACGACCACUCGAAUAUGCCCUCCUCCAUCAGCACGGGAUCCAUGUCCUUCGACGUACAUUCGACGAGCUCGCAUUGGCGACGGUAUCCGAGGAUGAUGGAAGACGACUAUAUGUCAGAGAUUCAGCUUUAUGUAGCGCGGACGAAGGCGAGAAGGCGAAGGAAGCAAUCGAAAUCUCCGUCAUCUACUUUCGUGCAGGCUACACCCCAACCGACUUUCCGACACAUGCUCAAUUUGAAACGCGGAAGAUGCUUGAACGAUCACGCGCGAUCAAAUGCCCGUCCAUUGCAAUCCAGCUCGCAGGGAGCAAGAAAGUCCAGGCGGUGCUCUCGGAUCCAGGAGUCGUGGAGAAGUUUCUCCUUCCAACUUCCAGCGCUGGAAAUCAAGUAUUAGAUGAUAAUGUGUUCUCCCCUAAAGAGGUCGAAGAAUUACGCGCGAGCUGGAUGGAGAUGUACUCGCUCGACGCACCCAAUGCGAUUGAACGCACUCUAACUCAACACGCCGACAUGGUGCUCAAACCGCAACGGGAAGGGGGAGGAAAUAACGUAUACAAAGCGCACAUUCCGCCAUUUCUAGAGAAGUUGGAGGAAAAGGAACGAGAGGCUUGGAUCGCUAUGAAACUUAUUCGCGUUCCAAAGGGUGCGAGAAACUGGCUUGCGAGGAGUGGGACAGGAGGGGUGUUGGCGAAUGUAGUGAGUGAGUUGGGAACAUUUGGAUGGGCACUAUUCGGACGCUCUUCUCCAUCCUCGACUUCCCAACCUGAGGCAAAAUCAAUGAUGGAGUUGCGAGAGGGCGGCGGCGGCUAUCUUUUGCGGACCAAAGGCGAGGAUAGUGACGAGGGCGGAGUGGCGACUGGAUUCUCUGUGCUGGACUCGGUCGUACUUGUCGAUUAG
Molecule: messenger RNA, 1632 nt
Organism: Serendipita indica DSM 11827
Lineage: Eukaryota; Fungi; Basidiomycota; Agaricomycetes; Sebacinales; Serendipitaceae
Source: the annotation of a GenBank genome assembly